AUUUAUUUUUUAAUUAGAAAACAUGAUUACUAAAAUCACUUUCUUUACUCUAAGGCGUGGGAAUCUAAAUUGUCGAAACUUUUCCUUGUAAUAAUGAUUUUCAUUGUUAAUUUCAUCAAAAUAUUAGGCGGGAUGGCAAAAGUGAUCAAUUAAUGGAUGAUUUUGAAUCGGAAAUCUGUCAUUGGCAAAUUAGGCAGGGGAAGGAAGGAGUUGGUACGAAAAUGGUGCAAAACUACUUCACUAAUUGUAAAAUUACUCCCAUUUUAUCUCUCUCUCUUUUGUCCCUUUAGUUGCGAGCUUUGAUCCCUCCGAUCCCAACCUUGUCAGCCGCACAACUCUCCGAAGCUGACAAGCAAAGUCCUUCAGUAGGGUGUUGUGGGUUCUUUGACAGAAGAUGACCGAGUCACCUGUCAGCUGCAGUCCUUAUCCAACGUAGUGUUGGCAGAGUUCACAGUUAUGCUUCUCUCUGACAGGAAUCAGGCUUCGUUAGUCAACCAGUGUGUUCUCAAUGAAGUUUGAAGGACUUAUUGUAGCUUGGAAGAGUUGUUGGGAUCUUGAAGCUGGAUGGAAUCUUGAUGGAGUUGCUGAAAGCUUGAAGCAUGAAAACUUGAUGGAUGCUUGAUGGAGUUGCUGGAAUCUUGAGGCUUGAUAGAAUUGUCGGAGGUUUCAUGCAGAAACUAAAAUAGGAAGUGAUGUUCAAUAAGGGAUCAUCAUGCAUCAAAAGAUACUAAAAAAUGGUGAGUGUAUGGAGACGGGAGGAGAUGUGAUCAGAUGGUUGACGGUGGCACAAAGAGAUAUUUUGGCACUUGUAAGUUGAAUGAUAAACGUGGUCUCCAUUCCAAGUAUACAUGUCCGAUAUCCCAACAGGCCUAUAUUCAUUGGUAAACAUGGCUGAUGGAUCUCUCAUCAUCUUCCCUUCCUCUCCCCUUCUAUGCCCCGAGAUUCUUAUAUUGGUCUGUCACCAGGAGCUUCUAUUAAUGGUAGAAUUUCCAGCAAUAUCUUGAAUAUCAGGUAUUUUCAUGCAACUGCUUUCAUGCUGGCAUGGAGAAGAAAACAGGAUGAAGUACCUGGCCUAAAACUUCAAAGAAAAGAGAAGCAAAUAAGAAGAGAAAACAAAAACCAAGCACCUGUUGAAGCACCUUAUGUACCUCCUAGAAAACUUAAUCUGAAGCCUUCUCAGGAUAAAAUUAUAGAAAUUUUUGAAGGCAUGACAAUCCAUGAGCUUGCCAAGAGAACUAGUUCCAGUAUUGGUGCAUUGCUAGAGAUACUAAGUAAUGUCGGCGAGAAAGUUGAUUCUGAAUUUGAACCAAUCAGUGUUGACAUUGCUGAGCUGAUUGCAAUGGAAGUUGGUGUGAAUGUGAGAAGAUUACAUUCUGAUAAAAGUGGAGUUCUUCAACCACGGCCUCCAGUUGUGACAGUCAUGGGUCAUGUGGACCAUGGCAAAACAUCCCUUUUGGAUGCUCUGCGCCAAACUUCAGUUGCAGCUAGGGAAGUUGGUGGGAUUACCCAGCACUUGGGUGCUUUUGUUGUAGAGAUGCCUUCAGGAGCCUCAAUAACAUUCCUUGACACCCCAGGGCAUGCUGCCUUCAGUGCUAUGCGUGCUAGAGGUGCUGCUGUUACUGACAUUGUUGUGCUUGUAGUAGCAGCAGAUGAUGGUGUUAUGCCACAAACGCUUGAAGCUAUUUCCCAUGCAAAAGCAGCCAAUGUCCCAAUUGUUGUAGCUAUAAAUAAGUGUGAUAAACCAUCAGCUGAUCCUGAGAGAGUGAAAAUUCAACUUGGAUCUGAAGGAUUACAAUUGGAAGAUAUGGGUGGUGAUGUGCAAGUUGUUGAAGUUUCUGCUACUACUAAAGCAGGAUUAGAUAGGUUGGAGGAGGCUUUGCUACUUCAGGCUGAGAUGAUGGAGCUGAAGGCUAGAAUUGAUGGGCCUGCUCAGGCUUAUGUAGUUGAAGCCAGACUUGACAGGGGCAGGGGACCCUUGGCUACUGCCAUAGUCAAGUGUGGAACCUUGUCUUGCAGUCAACACAUUGUUGUUGGGGCAGAGUGGGGGAGAAUAAGGGCUAUAAGGGACAUGUUUGGAAAGGUAAUAGAAUCAGGUCAACCUGCAUUGCCAGUUGAGAUUGAAGGACUACGGGGGCUUCCAAUGGCUGGAGAUGACAUUAUUGCGGUGCAUUCAGAAGAGAGAGCACGCAUGCUUAGUGCUGGAAGGAAGAAGAAAGUUGAAAAAGAUAGACUUCUCAAGGUCAGUGAAGUGCACAUAGACACUCCUGAUACUGAAGAAGAGGUAUCAAAAAGGGUAGAGUUGCCUGUCAUUGUCAAAGCUGAUGUCCAAGGCACUGUUCAAGCUGUUACAGAUGCAUUAAGGAGUUUGAAUAGUCCACAGGUUUUUGUUAAUGUUGUUCAUGUUGGUGUUGGCCCCAUAUCCCAGUCAGAUAUUGAUUUGGCAGUCGCUUGUGGAGCUUGCAUUGUUGGGUUUAAUAUACGGAAUCCACCAAGCUCCAUUACUCUUGCAACAAACAAAGCUAACAUCAAGAUCUGCUUGCAUCGAAUUAUAUACCAUCUCUUGGAAGAAAUGGGGAAGGUAAUUGUUGAGAAAGCACCAGGCACUUGUGAGACAAAGGUUGGUGGAGAAGCUGAAGUACUGGGUAUCUUUGAGCUCAAAGGCAGGAGUAAAUCAAAGGGUCCAGAUGUCAAAAUUGCUGGGUGUCGUGUGGUUGAUGGCCGCUUCACUAAGUCUUCAACAUUGAGGUUGCUGAGGAGUGGAGAAGUUAUUUUUGAAGGUUCUUGUGCUUCGCUAAAACGGGGAAAGCAGGAUGUGGAUGUUGUCGGUAAAGGCACCGAGUGUGGAUUAGUCAUUCAGGAUUGUGAUGACUUUCAGGUGGGAGAUGUCAUCCAAUGCCUAGAACAUGUUAUUAGAAAGCCCAAGUUUAUUUCAUCUGAGAGUGGCGCAGUCCAUAUCGAGUGCUGAUAAUUUGCAUUGAAAGGAAUAGCUAAAACUUCGCUGCCUCCUUUUGCUACAUUAGUUGCUCCUUGUGAAUCCAAAUUAUUGACCAGACAGAGAUACUAUGCUUCUGGUAGCAGUAAGAUUUGCCGGAGAAAACAUACAGGGUUGCAAAUUUUCUGGGAGUUGAUACUUACCUGCAAAUUUUCUAGGAGUUGCAUACUUACCUUCAAGAUUGAGAGACUUACCACUGUAAUUUAUUGUUCCAACUUUAUUUCUUCUUUACACUGCAAAUCUUGGUUAACCUUUUGUAGCCUCUCUAUUAAUAUAAGCUGCUGGAGAAUUGGAAAUUUUA
Molecule: messenger RNA, 3293 nt
Organism: Zingiber officinale
Lineage: Eukaryota; Viridiplantae; Streptophyta; Magnoliopsida; Zingiberales; Zingiberaceae
Product: translation initiation factor IF-2-like
Exons: 6
Coding region: 932-2965 (677 amino acids)
Biological process (GO): translational initiation
Molecular function (GO): GTPase activity; GTP binding; translation initiation factor activity
Source: RefSeq, a predicted model, not a curated record